UCUAUGAUGCAGAUAAUGUUGGGUUGGUCCAACUCAUAUGGUGGUUGGAUUAAUCGGUUCGAGUUUGAGUUUUGGUUGGUUUCUAGAAGAUCCUCUAUUUUCAAAUAGAGAGUUAUUGUCUAGUCAAAAGUAAAAAGAGGUGACAGCCUUUCAUUUUUAGAGAGAGAAUCAGAAAAGAGAAGAGACAAGGAAAAAGAGAGAAGAGAGAAAGAGCCGCUGUUUUUCGUUUCUGCAGCAAGGCAGCCUGUUCAAAUGAGCAUUCUGGAAGAUUGAACCGUUGGAUCGUCCUGAAAUUUGGACAGUGGGUUCGCAAUUGGUUGGGAUUCUUUCUGACCGAAGGGAUCGUCAUUUUGAGGUCUAGUUAGUCGGGAAUCGCUGCUGGGCAGAAGGUGUACGAAUCUGUUUUUGGGUAUCUCUCAACCUUUCUUUGUCUUGCUCUUGUUUUUGUUAUCCACCAUGUUGGUGAGAGCUAUUGUGGUUGAUUGUUGAUCCAAGAAGGGUGUUCUUGAGGUGUUUGUAAUCCUCUAGCUAGUCUAGAGAGGACUUGUAAUCCCACCAAAGUCUAGUGGAGUUGUGGCUUGGACAAAGGUCCCGUGGUUUUUCCCGAUUUGGGUUUUCCACGUAAAAAUCGUGUGUCUUGUGCAUUCUAUUCUUGCUUGUGGUUGCUGCCCGAUUUCUCAACAGUGGUAUCAGAGCAUUAGGUUGUUUGGGGGCUGUGUUUGGUGAAUGGCAAGAAUGGAUGACUCAAGUGGAGCAAUGAUUAAGUUGACAUCAUCCAACUACUCUAUUUGGAAGCCACGGAUGGAGGAUAUUCUGUUUUGCAAGGAUCUCUAUGAGCCAAUUGAAAAUGGCAGCGAGAAGCCGGAAGACAAGACCGAGAAGCAAUGGGAGGUCUUGCAUAGAAAGGCGGUGGCAAUCAUUCGACAAUGGAUUGACCAAAGCAUCUUUCAUCAUGUUGCAAAAGAUACAAUAGGAGAUGAAUUGUGGCAGAAAUUGGAGUCCAUGUAUGAGAGGCAAUCGGCUCAAAAUAAAGCCUCACUCAUUCGAAGAAUUGUGAACUUGAAGUACAAGGAUGGGCAUAGUGUCUCGAAGCAUUUGAGUGACUUUCAAGGGCUUGUGAACCAGCUAACUACUAUGAAGUUAGCACUUGAUGAUGAAGUGCAAGCAUUGUUACUUCUCAGUUCUUUGCCGGAUAGUUGGGAGACUUUGGUGGUCUCACUUAGCAACUCAGCACCUAAUGGCAAGUUGACGAUGGACAUUGUCAAGGAUAGCAUGUUGAAUGAAGAGGCAAGGAGAAAAGAGUUGGGGAUUACAUCAGAGUCACAUGCUUUGGUGGCAGAUAAUUCUGGAAGUCGUGGAAGAAGCAGAAAUCGAAAUUCCAACUUCAAGAACUCUCAGAAUCGAAGUAACAGCCGAUGGAGAUCAAAAGGGAGAUCAAAAUCAGUGUCAAGACCAAGAGGAGAAAUCACAUGUUAUCAUUGCAACCAGCCCGGACACAUGAAGAGAGAGUGCAUAAUCUUGAAACGGGAACAAGCUAGAGGAAAAGGUGUGGAAAACCGAGAAAAAGAUGAAACUACUGCUGCUGCCACAGAUGGUGAUGUGGUCAUUGUUUGUGAUGCCGGUUUUGUUAACCUUGCUUGUCAAGAGAGUACAUGGGUUGUUGACUCAGGUGCCUCAUUCCAUGUGACCUCAUGGGUUGAUUUUUUCUCUUCCUACACAAACGGUAACUAUGGUUGUGUGAGGAUGGGAAAUGAUGGCACAUCAAAGAUUGUUGGCAUGGGUGAUAUUCAUUUAGAGACCAACACUGGUUGCAAGCUAGUCUUGAAGGAUGUGAGACAUGUUCCUGACAUGAGGCUGAAUUUGAUAUACACGGGAAAGCUUGAUGAUGAUGGUUAUACCAACUAUUUUGGAGAAGGAAAAUGGAAGCUCUCAAGAGGUUCUCUUGUGGUGGCUAAAGGCAAGAAGGAAAGUACGCUCUACAUGACGAAUGCAAAGCAUAGCAAGGGAGGAAUCAAUGUUGCUGAGAAAGAUUCUUCCAUUGAGCUUUGGCAUAAGAGACUCGGUCAUUUGAGCGAGAAGGAGCUGCAAAUAUUGUCCAAGAAACAACUCUUGCCCGGAGCUAAAGAUAAAACUCUUGGUGGUGCAAGCUAUUAUGUUACCUUCAUCGAUGAUCACUCAAGGAAGGUGUGGACAUAUGCUUUGAAAACGAAGGAUCAAGUGCUAGAUGUUUUCAAGCAAUUUCAUGCUGAAGUGGAAAGGGAAACCGGCCUGAAGUUGAAGUGUGUAAGGGCUGAUAACGGGGGAGAGUAUAGAGGUCCAUUCGAAAGCUACUGCAGAUUGCACGGAAUUAAACUGCAGAAAAGUGUACCCAAGACUCCACAACAAAACGGUGUCGCCGAGAGGAUGAAUAGAACAAUUUGUGAGAGAAUCAAGUGUAUGCUCUCACAUGCCAAGCUACCUAAAUCAUUUUGGGGAGAAGCAAUGCGGACAGCGGUUGAUCUAAUCAAUCUCUCACCAUCGGUCCCAUUGGAGGGUGAUGUGCCUCAACGAGUAUGGACGGGAAAGGAAGUCUCAUAUGAACACUUGCGAGUGUUUGGUUGCAAAGCCUAUGUUCAUGUUCCAAAAGAUGAGAGAGCAAAACUUGAUGACAAAGCAAAGCCAUGUAUAUUCAUGGGCCAUGGGCGUGAAGAGUUUGGGUACAGAUUAUGGGAUCUAAUUGCAAGGAAAAUUGUUCGGAGCCGGGAUGUGAUUUUUCUUGAAGAUGAGACAAGUGAAGACGUCGAAAGGCUUGAAAAGAAGAAAAAUACAGUAGCUGGUCCGGUUAAUUUGGAGCCUAUAUCUCCAUCCCAAAUGCAUGAAAAUGUUGAGGAAGUAGUGCAUGAUGAGCCCGAAGGUGCACUAGAUCAAGAAGUGCAAGGAGAAGAGCAAUUGGAGCAAGAAGAACAAGUUGAAGAAGAGCAACCUCUAUCCGAACCAAGAAAGUCAACAAGAGAUCGCAAAGCUUCCACUUGGUACUCCCCUCAUGAGUACCUAUUGUUGACUGACGGGGGAGAAUCUGAAUACUAUCAAGAAGCCAUGUCUCAUGAAGACAAGGAGGAGUGGAACAAAGCAAUUCAAGAAGAGAUGAAGUCUUUGCAAGAGAAUCACACCUAUGAUUUGGUGAAACUACCCAAAGGAAAAAGAUCACUUAAGAACAAGUGGGUCUACAAGUUAAAAACGGAGGAAACUAGUUCAAAGCCUCGGUUUAGGGCGCGACUAGUUGUGAAGGGUUUCAACCAAAAGAAAGGUGUUGACUUUGAAGAAAUUUUCUCUCCCGUGGUGAAGAUGUCUUCUAUCCGAGUUGUGCUUGGGUUGGCUGCAAGUUUGGAUUUAGAAGUUGAACAACUCGAUGUGAAGACGACGUUUCUUCAGGGUGACUUAGAGGAAGAGAUAUACAUGGAUCAGCCGGAAGGGUUCGAGGUUAAAGGCAAAGAAGAUCUUGUAUGCAGAUUGAGAAAGAGCUUACAUGGGUUGAAGCAAGCACCAAGGUAAUGGUACAAGAAAUUUGACUCAUUCAUGGUCAAAAACGGGUAUGCAAGAACUACCUCCGAUCAUUGUGUGUUUGUGAAAUACUUUGAUGAAAAUGAUUUCAUCAUUCUCUUGCUUUACGUGGAUGACAUGUUGAUCGUGGGUCGGAAUGUUGGAGAGAUUGAUAGAUUGAAAAAGGAGUUGAGUAAAUCCUUUGCCAUGAAGGACUUAGGACCGGCGAAACAAAUUCUAGGGAUGAGAAUCUCUAGAGAUCGAAGGAAUGAAAAAAUUUGGUUGUCUCAAGAAAGGUAUAUUGAAAGAGUUCUUGAGCGGUUUAACAUGAGCAAGGCUAAGGCGGUUAGUACUCCACUUGGAGGACAUUUCAAGUUGAGUGUGAAGCAUUGUCCUACAAGUGAUGAAGAGAAAGAAGCAAUGAAGAAUGUGCCUUAUGCAUAAGUUGUUGGAAGCUUGAUGUAUGCCAUGGUUUGCACAAGGCCGGAUAUUGCUCAUGCCAUUGGGAUUGUUAGUCGAUUUCUUUCCAAUCCGGGGAAAGAACAUUGGAGAGCAGUGAAGUGGAUUCUUCGCUACUUGAGAUGUACUUCUAGAGUGUGUCUAUGCUUUGGUAAUGGCAAGACCAUACUUGAUGGAUAUACCGAUGCUAACAUGGCAGGUGAUGUGGACUCUAGAAAGUCGACUUCUGGUUACAUGAUGACUUUUGUAGGUGCUGCAGUUUCAUGGCAAUCUAAACUGCAAAAAUGUGUUGCAUUAUCAACAACAGAAGCCGAAUACAUAGCCAUGACAGAAGCUUGCAAAGAGAUGUUAUGGUUGAAGAAGUUUCUUCAAGAGUUGGGCAUUAAGCAAGAGGGGUAUGUGCUCUAUUGUGAUAGUCAAAGUGCAAUUCAUCUUUGCAAGAAUCCAACUUUCCACUCAAGGUCGAAACACAUAGAUGUUCGAUAUCAUUGGAUUCGUGAUGUUUUGGAAGAGAAGUUGUUGGAGCUCAACAAAGUUCAUACGGAUGACAAUGGUUCGGACAUGAUGACUAAGUCUCUACCAAGUGGAAAACAUAUCUUCUGUCGAGAUGAAGCAGGUUUGGUGCUACCCCCCAUAUGAGCUGGAGGGGGAGAUUUGUUGGGUUGGUCCAACUCAUAUGGUGGUUGGAUUAACCGGUUUGAGUUUGAGUUUUGGUUGGUUUCUAGAAGAUCCUCUAUUUUCAAAUAGAGAGUUAUUGUCUAGUCAAAAGUAAAAAGAGGUGACAGCCUUUCAUUUUUAGAGAGAAUCAGAAAAGAGAAGAGAUAAGGAAAAAGAGAGAAGAGAGAAAGAGCUGCUGUUUUUCGUUUCUGCAGCAGGGCAGCCUGUUCAAGUAAGUAUUCUGGAAGAUGGAACCGUUGGAUAGUCCUGAAACUUGGACAGUAGGGUUGCAAUUGGAUGGGAUUAUUUCUGACCGAAGGGAUCGUCAUUCUGAGGUCUAUUUAGUCGGGAAUCGCUGUUGGACAGAAGGUGUACGAAUCUGUUUUUGGGUAUCUCUCAACCUUUCUUUGUCUUGCUCUUGUUCUUGUUAUCCACCAGGUUGGUGAGAGCUAUUGUGGUUGAUUGUUGAUCCAAGAAGGGUGUUCUUGAGGUGUUUGUAAUCCUCUAGCUAGUCUAGAGAGGACUUGUAAUCCCACCAAAGUCUAGUGGAGUUGUGGCUUGGACAAAGGUCCCGUGGUUUUUUCCGAUUUGGGUUUUCCACGUAAAAAUCGUGUGUCUUGUGCAUUCUAUUCUUGCUUGUGGUUGCUGCCCGGUUUCUCAACAGAUAACAACUAUCCAACUACCUUAUCUUCACUAUUUUAUCUCGACACACAUCUAUAUAUACUAUGACUCUGUAUAAUCUAUAUUGAUCAAAUAGGCUCUUAGUUACAGCCUCGUUCAAAGUUGUCAAAAAACAACAAAUCCCCCAGUCAUUU
Molecule: messenger RNA, 5450 nt
Organism: Linum trigynum
Lineage: Eukaryota; Viridiplantae; Streptophyta; Magnoliopsida; Malpighiales; Linaceae
Source: the annotation of a GenBank genome assembly